Molecule: messenger RNA, 806 nt
Organism: Callorhinus ursinus (northern fur seal)
Lineage: Eukaryota; Metazoa; Chordata; Mammalia; Carnivora; Otariidae
Gene: MCCD1
Product: mitochondrial coiled-coil domain 1
Source: RefSeq, a predicted model, not a curated record
AACUUUUUCGCAUCAGGAAGACUCUGGGGCCAGGUUGGGAGGGAGGUAAAGGUAGGGGCAGGGCCCUGGGCAGGGCCAGUCACUGAAGCGAGGCCAAAGCCUGGAGGGAAUGAGCCAGUUCCUGGUGGCCAUUGGGCAGUUCAGACAGCUCGCGGUUACACCAGCCAUGGCACUCCCUCUGCCCUGGCUCUCAUGUUGCUGCCGUCGCCUCCUCCUGCCUUCCUGGCCCCUGGCCCCCCAGAGCUCCUGGAAGUGCUGUUCCCAGAGCCCCAAGGCAAGCACAGAAGAGCCAACCAGCUCCACAUGCAGUGGGAAGAUAAGGUCAUCCCCAAGGGGUCCCAGGCCCCGCCCCACAGCUGAGCUGGCCCAAGCUGAGGAGUUGCUGGAGCAGCAGCUGGAGCUGUACCAGGCCCUACUGGAAGGGCAAGAAGGGGCUUGGGAAGCCCAGGCCCUGGUGCUCAAGAUCCAGAAGCUGAAGGAACAGAUGAGGAGACACCGAGAGAGCCUAGGAGACGCCUAAGCUUUCCACCAGUUCCCACUUUACCUUCCAACACUGGAAACACUACAUACACUCACACUGGGCCUUUGGGUCAGAAACAUCCCAGCCCCUCCCAGGCCACUGAGAAAAGUGGAAGCGGCAAGGAGCCAGGGCCUCUGCAUUCGCAGUCACAUUGCCCUCCCCUCUGACCCCUCCCCAUUGACCUGGGCCCCACAGAAGGGCACACAGUCCUUAUAGGAAUACACACUGAAUCAUGGCCUAACCUCACCCUAAAUCCAAUAAAGGGAUGGAGCACUUACAGACAACA